This is a messenger RNA of Ramularia collo-cygni, 3360 nucleotides long. RefSeq lists its product as uncharacterized. Gene Ontology annotation, biological process: regulation of DNA-templated transcription. The transcript is spliced from 4 exons. The record is from RefSeq and is a predicted model, not a curated record. NCBI's taxonomy places the organism in Eukaryota, Fungi, Ascomycota, Dothideomycetes, Mycosphaerellales, Mycosphaerellaceae. Gene Ontology annotation, molecular function: histone acetyltransferase activity. The coding region runs from base 1 to 3360 and encodes 1119 amino acids.
AUGAGCCUGACAGCCAAAGUGGCUACCAUAAUCCUCUCCAACCGCGCGGCGCCCACGCCUUCGAGGGUUCGCACGCGUGGUGUCGACUACCGUGCCCACGCGCGGGAGGUUGAGAUGGACGACGAUGAAGAUGCCGACGCGCCGGUAGCCGAGGAGCUCGACGCUGACGCCGACAUGCUGCUUGGGCCGGACGCGGAGCCCGACGACGAGGGCUCUGAUGCGGACGCGGAAGGCGAGGACGAUGAUGAGAGCGAAUUUGUUGGCGCCGUGAAGACUAGGUCGGCGAGAGCGAGGAACGUGCUAGAGGACGAGGAGUCGGCAGUCGAGGAUCCAGACCACGACGGUGACUCUGACGAUUCGUCUCAAGCGGAAGACGACUGGGAGGCUGCCGAUGAUGCUGAAGAAGACCAGAAAGUCUCUCAUAUCGAUGCGAAUCGUUGCGUAUUUUGCCACCAGAGCGAGGACAAGGACCCAAGUCCAGAAUAUGAAGAGUAUCUGGCGUGUUCAGUGUGUGGUGAUAAUGCCCACCGGCAAUGUGCCAGAAGUGCAGGCUCGCUAGCUUCCGACGAAGAUGCAUCUCACUGGCGUUGUCAAGACUGCGUGGCUAAUGGCCUGGAGGAAGAGCUUAAAGAUGUUCCACAGAUGCUAUCCGAUCGUCGACGCUCUUCUGCACCGAAGAUGGCACGGGACUUGUUGCCGGCCGUUCGAGGAGGCAUCAAGCCCGGUUCGCAUUCUGUUUUCAACACUCUCAUCCUGCCGGAUGAUGAACUGGACGGAUCGAGAUCGCUUAGAAAGCGCAAGACCCCUUCAGAAGACAUUGAUGAGCCGCCGAGACCCGCUGUGCGGAAACGCAUAAAGACCAGUCCAAACGACGAGGAUCACCACUCUCACCCGCCCGAAGACGAGGAACCGGGAGGCGGCGACGAAGAUGAACUAGCCGCCAAUGCCACAUUGGAGCCAAAUUCACACCCGUGUCCUAGGGGCGAUGCUGAUAAUGGGAGCGCAGACCCUGAAUCGCCCAAGUCCCGCUCUGGUCGACCACAACGACACUACAAAAAUCGAAAACGUGGGGCAUGGAUUGUCUCGCGGUCGGAGGAGCCAAAGAGUAUCAUCAUGGCGUUCUCGGUGACAAUUGCACAAUGGGAUCAGAUCGAACGCGAUGUGGUGAAGAAGCAGAAACGAAGAGAGCGUGACCGACUACGCCGUGCACGCAACAGCCGCCGGACCAUUACCGCCGAGCCUGAGGACACUCUUGUCCCCUUCCCCACUGUUCAGACCACCAUGUACACCAGCCCUUACUACCCGUUCCGCGACAAGGAGCCAGACGAGUCGAAGCAGAAGCCAUAUGGCGGUAUACUGACCGAUGCAGAAGCAGACACCUCGCGGACAUUCCCAAACGAUGCCGAUAUUCAGGCCUUCAAGAAUGCCCAAGAGAAGUCCAAACGAGAGUGGCAGGAAAAAGUCGACAAGAUGGCAGAUCCUCCCGUGAGAGCAAAGCAAGCCAGCCAAGCGAGCAAGAUCAAGUGCAUCAAUUUCGGCCAUUACGAGAUCGACACCUGGCAUGCUGCGCCAUACCCUGAGGAGUACAGCCGCAACAAGCACUUGUACAUUUGUGAAUUCUGUCUCAAGUACAUGAGCUCAGACUAUGUCGCGUGGCGGCACAAACUGAAAUGCGCUGCCAAACAUCCACCUGGGGAUGAAAUAUACCGUCAGGUAGUCACAAAUCCAGAUUCAGGUUCCGAAACGACCAUAUCAUUCUUCGAAGUCGAUGGACGCCGGAACCCCUUGUAUUGCCAGAAUCUCUGCUUGCUGGCGAAGUUGUUCCWCGGCUCGAAGACGCUCUACUACGAUGUAGAGCCGUUUCUGUUUUACAUCAUGACUGAGAAUGAUGAUUUUGGGUGCCACUUUGUCGGCUACUUCUCAAAGGAGAAGCGCGGUUGCGGUCCAGCGCCAUCCAUGGACCCUCACACUUCUUUCGACGAGGCACAAGUCGCACAGGGAGCCGGCGCCGCAGAUGCGAACCUUGAAGGCACUGCACAGGAUCCUGCUAUCGUUAAUCCCGGCAACAAUGUGUCGUGCAUUCUGGUGCUUCCAAUACACAUGCGACGUGGAUUUGGAAGGGUCUUGAUCGAGUUUUCCUACCUUUUGACGAUGGUGGAGGGCCGCACRGGCUCGCCUGAGAAGCCUUUGUCUGACAUGGGUCUCGUCUCCUAUCGCUCUUACUGGCGGACGGUUCUUUGUAAGCUUCUGCUGCGCUACGAAGGCAAGGAGACGUCUUCAAGCGAGCCAGCGAAACCUGUCUCCAUCAUUCAGAUUGCAAAGGAGACUGGUAUGACACCGGACGACAUCGUCUCUACUCUGGAAGCUCUCCGCUUCCUGGUCCGAGAUCCCGUCACGAAGUCGUAUGCUAUUCGAGUCGACUAUGACUACAUGAAGGAGUACGUCGACAAGCACGAGAAGAAGGCCACCAUAAAAAUUAAUCCGGAUUGUCUGCGAUGGACACCGUACGUGAUGGGCAGGCCGACCAAUCUCUUUGCUAUGGGCGAGGAAAGCGCUCAACCGGUGCAAACAGUCGCACAGAGGGUUGAACCACCUGAGCUUCCCGAAGAGCCCGAGGAGGGCGUGCAACAAACAUUAAAAUCCCAACAGCAGUCGGGUAUCACCUUGCAGAAGCAGGACAGUGGUGGAGGCAGCGAGAUUGGCGUCACUGGGCUUCCUCCAGCGCCUCUACAGUUGCUUAACGGCACAUCGAUUUCAAAGUCGCCAAAGAGCCGUAAAAAGACCCCACCGCCGUCACUCGAUUUGAGCGCGCAACCAGCGCGGCAGCCUGACGACACCACCACAGGUGGCUCACCAAGCCGCCGAUACUCGCCCCGCAAGACACCAAAUCAUGGCAUUCCACAAACAGCUUUUGCUGACUCUGCGGAAGCGAGUCCUGCAUCGUUUCAAACGACUUCUGCCAACGGCUCUGGUUCGGGAUCCCACCCCAGCCCAGCGGGUUCAAUCCCGCCGACCCGGUAUGAAGUGUUCCCGCCAGUUCCCGGCGGAGCCGCGAAGAAGCGUGGCAGGCCGGUAGGCAGAAGAAGCACAAACAACACUCCGGCACGAAGGUCAGCAGCCACGGGUAGGACUUCAAGGAGACAUGUUCCAGCGUUCGGUAGUCCCAGCCGCAAUACUCCCCGUGCUGCCAGUGGUCAAAGAAGGACCAGAAGCGCGCUAUCGGAGUUCGCUUUAAGUGCUACCGCUCCUGAAGAAGACACCAGAGCUGAUGAAGAAGAAGAAGAAGAAGCCGUGGUCACGGACAACGACGAUGAGGCUGACGCCCCGGGCGAAGUCGACGAAGAAAUCAUGUACGAGUAG